Messenger RNA from Andrographis paniculata, 1600 nucleotides. RefSeq lists its product as uncharacterized. The record is from RefSeq and is a predicted model, not a curated record. Gene Ontology annotation, cellular component: ribosome. Lineage: Eukaryota; Viridiplantae; Streptophyta; Magnoliopsida; Lamiales; Acanthaceae. Gene Ontology annotation, biological process: translation. Gene Ontology annotation, molecular function: structural constituent of ribosome. The transcript is spliced from 5 exons. The coding region runs from base 83 to 1435 and encodes 450 amino acids.
GAUUUCGAGUCAUAGUUGGGAUUUCUGCAAAACCCUUUUAAAAACCCCCCAACGCCGCCGCCGCCGCAGCCGCACCGCCGGCAUGGCUGGGAUCUCUAAUCGCCUCCUCCAACUCCGCAUUGACCUCCACUUAUACACUCGCCGGCAUCGCUCCUACACCCUCCGCCACUUCUCCUCGUCGCCUAAUUCCUCCGACACUCCUCAACCCGACAGUGGCCCAGGCCGCGAGUCGGAAUCCACCCGAGCUCGGCCAUCGUCAUUUUCCGAUUACUUCAAUGAGGUGAAAGCCAGCCUCCGGAAGGAAUCUCCGACGCAGAACCGGGAGCAGUCGCAGAGGAGACCUUUCUCAUUUCCCGACCGAACGCCUUCCCAAACGCCUCCCUCGAAAACUGCUUCUCUCGAGGAAAUCCGCCGCAAUCUCUCCGAAUUCCGCCUCCGCGCCGCGCCCCCUUCUCCGUCGCCACCAUCUUCCUCCGAUGGCCAAGUUUCGUUGCAAGAGCUCUACAAUAGAAACGUCAAUUCCCAGCCUCGCCUCGGACCUUCCCCCUCCUCCUACACGAAUCCAUCUUCUGCCGCAGGCGUCGAUUCCCCUCCGUCGUUGGACUCAAUACGGGAGACUCUACGUCGCUUGAAAUCGAACGCCCCACCGGAAAGAAGCCAAACUGAUUCCACCGGGAAACCUGGAGAGCGGUUGUCGUUUACAAAUUUCAAGGAGCAUCUCAAGAUGAAACCAGAUGCGAAUGCGAAUACUGGCCUGGGACCCUUAGCUAAUUUCCCCUCAACAUUUUUUAGUAAGGAGGGUUCUGUAGGAUGGGGGCCUGCAUAUGGCUACAAGGAUUUGGGGGAGAAAUUGAAGUCACUGAGGCCAGAGAAGAGAAAAGGGAAGUGGUUUUCGUUGCAGGAGCUCAACGAUCGUCUUGCUAAGUUGAGGGAGAUUGAAAACAAGAAGAGCGAGGAAGGGCUUGGAGUUGCAGUGAAGGACAUUAGAGACAGUCUUAAGAAGAUGAGCAAAUCAAAAGAUGAAAAAGCCAGGCAGGGAACAAUCCAGAGACUUGGUAUUUUGGGAGCCGGCUUGGGAACCCCAAGCUUUAUGCUCUAUCCUCCAAAGGAGGAACUAGUUGAGAAGUUUUUCCAUCCUGACAAUAUGUCCUCUGCUGAGAAACUAAAGUUGGAGCUUCAAAAAGUACGAGAUGAGUUUAAAAUGUCUGAGUCAGAUUGUGGCUCUGCUCGUGUUCAAGUGGCUCAACUGACAACAAAGAUUAAGCAUCUGUCGACUGUUUUAGCAAAAAAGGACAAGCAUUCGCGGAAGGGUCUGCUAGGAAUGGUUCAAAGGAGGAAGAAGCUGCUGAAAUAUCUCCGGCGAACCGACUGGGAUUCCUACUGCCUUGUUCUUUCGAAGCUUGGACUUCGCGACAACCCGGACAUCAAAGCUUAGGCAGGUGCAUUCAUUUUAUUUUGUUUCUUUACUAAUUAAAAGAGAAAGAAAGAAAGAAAACAGAGGAAUUGCUAUUCUGUUACUUCUUAAACCAUGUAUUGUUGGAAUAAUGAGUUUCUGUUUCAAGUUUUCCUAUUUAGUUAUUUGAAGAGUUUUUAUUGCUUA